AUGGACUACCGCCGGCUGCUGAUGAGUCGCGUGGUCCCGGGGCAGUUCGACGACGCGGACUCCUCCGACAGUGAAAGUAUUGAUUUGAAGACCGUCAGAGAGCAAGGUGAUGUUCAGUUUGAAAACCUGCAGAAGAAUGUGUCUGAGAAGGCAGGUGGAGAUGAGAUGGAGGAGGAAGAAGAGGAGUAUGAUGAGGAGGAGGACGACGACUGGGACUGGGAUGAUGGAGUUGGAAAACUCACCAAGACUUAUAUCUUCAAUGCAAGGUGUAACCCCCAGGCAAAUCGACAGACUUCCAACUGCAAUUCAGCCAAAAUGUCUACUCCAGCAGACAAGGUCUUACGGAAAUUUGAGAAUAAAAUUAAUCUAGAUAAGCUAAAUGUUACCGAUUCUGUCAUAAAUAAAGUCACCGAAAAGUCUAGGCAAAAGGAAGCAGAUAUGUAUCGCAUCAAAGAUAAGGCAGACAGAGCAACGGUGGAACAGGUGUUGGAUCCUAGAACACGAAUGAUAUUAUUCAAGAUGUUAACUAGAGGAAUCAUAUCAGAAAUAAAUGGCUGCAUUAGCACAGGAAAAGAAGCUAAUGUGUACCAUGCUAGCACAGCAAAUGGAGAGAGCAGAGCAAUCAAAAUUUACAAAACUUCUAUUUUGGUGUUCAAAGAUCGGGAUAAGUAUGUAAGUGGGGAAUUCAGAUUUCGUCAUGGCUAUUGUAAAGGAAACCCCAGGAAAAUGGUGAAAACUUGGGCAGAAAAAGAAAUGAGGAACUUAAUCAGACUAAACACAGCACAGAUCCCAUGCCCAGAGCCUAUCCUGCUGAGAAGUCAUGUUCUUGUCAUGGGCUUCAUUGGUAAAGACGACAUGCCAGCGCCACUGUUGAAAAACGUCCAGUUAUCAGAAUCCAAGGCUCGGGAGUUGUAUCUGCAGGUCAUCCAGUACAUGAGAAGAAUGUAUCAGGAUGCCAGACUUGUCCAUGCAGAUCUCAGUGAAUUUAACAUGCUGUACCAUAGUGGAGAUGUGUACAUCAUUGACGUUUCUCAGUCCGUAGAGCAUGACCACCCACAUGCCUUGGAGUUCUUGAGAAAAGACUGUGCCAAUAUCAAUGAUUUCUUUUUGAAGCACAGUGUUGCUGUGAUGACUGUGCGGGAACUCUUUGAAUUUGUCACAGAUCCAUCCAUUACACAUGAGAACAUGGACGCCUACCUCUCAAAGGCCAUGGAAAUAGCAUCUCAGAGGACCAAGGAAGAAAGGUCCAGCCAAGAUCAUGUGGACGAGGAGGUGUUUAAGCGAGCAUAUAUUCCUAGAACCUUGAAUGAAGUAAAAAAUUAUGAACGGGAUAUAGAUAUAAUGAUGAAAUUGAAGGAAGAGGACAUGGCCAUGAAUGCCCAGCAAGACAAUAUUCUGUACCAAACCGUUACAGGAUUGAAGAAAGAUUUGUCAGGAGUUCAGAAGGUUCCUGCACUUCUAGAAAAUCAAGAUAAGGAAAAGACUUGUUCUGAUUCACAAGACGCUGGAAGCUCUGAGUGUUCUGACACAGACUCUGAAGAGCAGGGAGACCAGGCCUGCUCUAAGAAACCCACUGCUGACGUUGAAGUUGAUAAAAAGGAAAGAAAAAAGAUGGUCAAAGAAGCCCAGAGAGAGAAAAGAAAAAGCAAAAUUCCGAAGCAUGUGAAAAAAAGAAAGGAGAAGACAGCCAGGAUGAAAAAGGGCAAAUAGAACCAGAACUCAAGACGUAGAGUGAUAUGUCAGUCGCUUUCCAUGCAUGUGUGGUGAGCUGUGCCUGGAAGGGGUUCUCCUGGCAGUGUCAUGAAGGUGGAGUCAUGUGUCCUUGUGUAAAUAUGUAACAAGCUUUCUGCUCUCCUGUCUGGAUCCAGUCACUGCCUCUGGGUGGUAUUGACAGAGGAUUUAUUUAAGCUACUCUUUUAAUGAGAACUUUGUAUAAUUUUAUUUUUAUAUAUAUUUUUUCCUCCAAUAUGCUUUUGGAAGCACCAUAAAUAUUUAAAUGUGACCGACAUCCAUAGUCUUUAUAUAAAAAGGCACUUUGAAUUGGCAGAUGGUUUUUGCUUUGCUUGUACAAGCCAGAGACCCAUCUGAAAUCAUUUGAUCCUAGGGCCACGGUUUCUGCAGAAGGGAGUUUUGCUUCUAAGAGAAUUCAGUUGACUGUUGAUUCAUUGCGACUCUGUUCUGUGUGCAUCGCUGCUUAUUUGGGAUGCACUUAUUCUUCAUCAUUGUUACUCUUUUAGUUAAGAUAUCCCAGGUCAGAAGCUGUUUCACAUUCAGCAUUUGGCUUAUUCAUUCAUCGAAUAUUUGAGUGUUUUAGGUGCUAGGGAUACAGCAGUAAACAAAAUGAAAAAUUACUAUCUUCAGAUAGUUUACGUUUAGAAAGCAAAACAUUAAACAAAUAAAUAAAAAACAGUAUCUGUAGGUGGUAAAUUCUGUGGAGAGAAAUAAUGCAGAGGAGAGACUGCCUGGGGAAGUGGAAGUUUGCAAUUGUAAAAUAGGCCACACUGAGCAGCUAUAUUUGAGCAAAUACUUGAAUGUGAGUUAUUUGCAUAUCAGGAGUGAAGAGUAUUCCAGGCAAAGCAAACAGCAAGUGUGAAGGCUAGAGGCAGAAGUGUUCCUGACAUGUUCCAGAAACAAGAGGCUCCCAUCACUGAGAAAGAGAUCACACGGUGCUAGGCUGUUAGAGGGUUUUGAACAGAGGAAGGAUAUGAUCUGACUUGUGUUUUGGAAGGACCUCACUCACUCUGGCCUCUGUGGAGACCUGAGUAGGAGGCGAGGGCGGGAGACCAGAGAGGCAGUUUCUGUAGUAACCCACAUGAUAGAUGGUGAUGGCUUGGUCCAGGUAGCAGUGGACAUGGAGAGAGUGGUGGGAUUCUAGGUAUGACACAAAGGGGAGUGAACUGGAUGUGCUAGGGGAAUAUAUGAGGCAUACGACAAAGUGAAGGAUGACUUCAGGAUUUAUGACCCAAACAACUUGGGAAGGAAUGUGGCUGGAGUGGGAUUGGGGAUAAGCUUACAUUGCAACAAAGCACAAAGGUCAAAAGAAAUGACCAAUUUUAUUUUUUUUCCCCAUAUACUUCAUAUUAGAAAUCCCUAUUUUAACCCUUGCAUCAGAAACAAUUGCUAUAAACUUAAUUUCCCUUAAAAUGAAGCUUGCACCUGGUUGUUUGAGGAUUGGUGGGCUACUGGGUUGGUGGGGGGAGGGGGUAGUCAACUGAGCUUUUAAAAUACUAGGUCACAUUUAUUAUGUUCACAUACUAUUCUCUUCCUGACUUUAAAAAAGUUCAAAAUCGGGCAGCCAGGAUGGCUCAGCGGUUUAGCGCCUGCCUUCAGCCCAGGGUGUGAUCCUGGAGACCCGGGAUUGAGUCCCACAUCAGGCUCCCUGCAUGGAGCCUGCUUCUCCCUCUGCCUGUGUCUCUGUCUCUCUCUCUAUUUGUGUAUGUGUCUCAUGAAUGAAUAAAUAAAAUCUUUAAAAAAAAGUUCAAAAUCCAAAAUGCAGUUUCAAUGAAAUACAACAGUAGACCCUCUAAAAUAGUUUACAAUUAGCCAAAAAGAAAGCAGAAACAGACUUAACAAUCCUGUAUACGUUUAGAGGUUUUACGUUCAGGAUCUUCCCUUUCAUGUACUUGUUUGGUCUUAACUCUCAGACAAGGUGUAUUUGAAGGGCUUAAGCCCCUCUUUUUGGUGAAUGCAACUCAAUUACAAAGUUUGCAAUCAAGUUCUCUGGGGCAAAAAGCGGUGUCAGCAUGAUAUAGAGACCAUGCAUUCUCAUUUGCAUUGCUGCACGGAGGAAGUGGUUUGUAAGACACCAAAAUUUGGAACUGUUAAUAUUUGGGACUGUUGGGGGAUUCUAAUUUGAGGACCAUUUUUCUGAUAACUGUUUUGCUGAUAGGCCAUUUCCUCGUUUGGAUUCAGGGCAACAGGCCGUACCAACUAGUAACCAUUGCUAACUGGCUAAUUUGUCUGAAGCCAUAUUUCCCCAUCUUUGCCUUUCUCACCAGAAAGCUUGGACGAAGGAGCCUAUUCUUAGGCAAACUUAAAGUAGGGCUACUUGCUGACUUUGAUUGCUAUUGAAUUUUGACUACUCCACAGGUUCCAAGUGCCCAUGGAUUGAUUAUUGGUGGUUCAGUUACUUUCCAUUUGAAGAGGUGAGGUUUGGGUCUUGACUCAAAGGCUGGUGUAUAACUUUGUCAGUUAUAGAUGCAUCUGUUUUCCUGUCCUAUUUUGUUGAUAUUUAAUCCUAUCAGAUAAUGUUAAGUGUUCCUAAAAGUCUACUGGGAGAGAUGUGGAGAAUUUCUUCGAAGCACAAAAUCACAGCUACCUCCUGUGCUGCUUCCUUCAGUAAAGCAGUUUGGGAAUGGAACUUCCUUCCACUGGCCCAGGUGCUCCAGCAUUUGAGUAUGGCCUCAUCCUCACACGAAGAGGCAGGAACCGUGACAGCUGUUGGCCUUGGUCUGACCAAACAGGAACCCAGGGCUCUGGGCUGGCAUCAGGUUUUCUUCAGCUUUAUCUUUACUUGAUGAAGAUGGACUCAAGAGGUUGGAAGACUCUAGGGUUUGGUCCUAAGAGUUGUUUGAGACAGCCUCUCCUUUUCAUGAAUGUUAUCUUGAAUUCAGUGCAAGCUCUUUGCUGUUUCUUGGUAGUAGGCCUAUCCUGUUCCGUGGCUGUGAUUUCAUUAGUCUUUCAGCUCAGAAAAGGAAGAGUUGGGAAGAAAAAAUUCUAGAAGCUGGUAAAAAUUCAGUUGAAGGACAUCUCAGAUGUCAUGAAUUUCAGAUGAGGAAAUGCAAAAUCCUCUCAUUUUCAAAAGCUUGACAGGUUUUCUAAUUUUUAAUUGUCUAUACAUGUCGUAAGGAGAGACCACACCCAUCCAGAGCUCUACCUUGAUUUCUUGGGGAUUACUUUUUGAUAAGGAAAGAGUUGCACGGAUCAGCAACUCAAAAUAUAGUUUCCUGGGAAGAUGUUUUGUGACCACAUUAGAUAUGGACAGUGUUUCCAACCACAUAUGGGUGAUCAUGAAGCAAGAGUACUUUAUGUUGAAUUUGGAUUAAGUUACCAUACUCCCUAUGUUUUGGUUGCAGUUUUUAACUUCCAUAGCCUUUGGGUUUGUGUUGCCUUGAAUAUAAAGGCUUUUAUAAAUGUCCCAGGGGAAAUUGUAGUACCAGGUAUCGAGUCAUUUAAGCUAGUUUCCAAAGGACAAGAUGCCUUUCUUGCAUCUGUGUCCUCCAGUCUGUCCCAGUUAAUAGUGUUGUGGAAACUUCUGCACUUGAAUUUAGAGAACCAAGACUUGAAUUGGUGGAAUUCUUGACUUGUUUUUUAGCCUUCCUUCAUUUUGGGGGGUCAUUCCACAUCCUGCUUUGAUGUUGACAGGCUAUGAUUAUGAGGAGGUAGCUGUCCUACAGCUAGACUAACCACACAGCCAUAAAAUCUUUGUCCUCAUCCCUCCUCCACGCCAGUGGUAAGGGGGUCAUUUAAUGUGUGAACAGAGCUAUGCCUAGCUCUCUGAGAGGUUUCCAUGUCUUAUUAAUGCUACUCAGUGGUUUUGUUUAAAGGCUGAUCCAAAAAAUUAAAAAAUAAAAAAAAAUAAAGGCUGAUCCACUUCAUCAUCUUUGGGUGAAAUUUUAGCCUUUGCAAAUCUGUAUGUGAAUGUCAUGGGGUUCUAGAUUUGUCAGUGAAAAAGUGGUAGGUCCUUGGGGCCAAAGAAUUGUUGGAGUCAGGAUGCUAGAGUGCAGAAGUGAGAAAGAGAUCAGAGAAUGAAAUAUUUCAGGUCAUACUCGUGGAGGGUUGCCUUUGGCAAUAUCUAAGGUGCAGCCCUAGUUGUAAGUGGCUGCAGGACAACACCAGACAAAAGCAUUGAGGGCUGGAAGGUCAAUGAACUGAGGCCAGGCCUUGGCAGGGCCAUCUGUGUUAGGAUAGACCUAGUUUUAGAGUGUUGGUAAGAGCCCUGCUUAAAUCCUCAGGGAGGGAAGGAAAGUGGACCGGGGAGGAGAUGGCACAUUGAUGCUUGGCACUUGUGGGGAAGUGAGUGGUGUGUCUGAAUCCAAGUGGCCUCCAGAUGUGAGCCGCAGUGACAGGAACUACAUAGCACAAAGGGAUGGGGUAACAGGCAGAAAGAAAUCAGCCCAAUCCAAGUCAGAAGGUCUGUAAGGGUAAAGGGAAGAGCUAUUACAAAACACAAAAGAAGUCUAAGAGACAUGUGUCCCAGCACUGGGGACUUCAUUUGGAUCUCAAUUAGACCAAACCAGUUGUAAAAAAAAAAAAAAAAAAAAAAAAAAA
Molecule: messenger RNA, 6270 nt
Organism: Canis lupus familiaris (dog)
Lineage: Eukaryota; Metazoa; Chordata; Mammalia; Carnivora; Canidae
Gene: RIOK1
Product: RIO kinase 1
Exons: 17
Coding region: 1-1710 (569 amino acids)
Biological process (GO): maturation of SSU-rRNA
Cellular component (GO): cytosol; preribosome, small subunit precursor
Molecular function (GO): protein serine/threonine kinase activity; ATP binding
Source: RefSeq, a predicted model, not a curated record